AAUCGAGCGCAAAAAAACUGUUUGUAAUCUUGUAUAUAAAAUGUACACACAAUGUUUUUGGAAUUGGUUGAUCGUAUUGGAGCAUUCAAAGGAGCCUCUGUGAAUUAUACAAGCUUAAUCUAAUCAAGGUUCUGGGGGUUAUCGGUGCUAGUGACCUCCGCUUUUAUAAUAUUUUAUACGACACGCUCACAAGCGGUCAGUUUUAAAAAUAAAAAUGAUCAAAGCGGCCGUUUGUAAGCAUUUGUGAAUGAAAUGGAGAAAAGGAGAGAUCGCGUGAAAAUGUUCCUGUUCGCGGUUGUUUUGUUGUUUGCAUUCGAGACGAUUUCUGGUUGCGAUUAUCCCACGUUUAAGAAUACGAGUGUUACCGUCGUCGGUGUGCGCGGAGUUGAUAAGAUUUCCGGAUGUUUAGAACCAGAUGGAGCUUUGGAGAAGGCCUCGUACAUUCAAAUCAUAAAUCAAUCCAUUCCAGUUCUGUAUAGUGGUGCAAUAAGGAAUUUGCCAAAUUUGGUCGAUGCGGUGCUCGACAAUAACGGGAUCAUUGAAAUCAACGCCGGUGCUUUCUAUAACCUACCCAAGUUGCAGUUGAUGCGACUAGAGAACAACAAUAUAGAAGUGCUAAAAAAUGGUGUAUUCAAUAAUUUAAUGAUCAAAGAACUACAUUUGAUGAAUAACAGUAUAUCGGUUAUUGACCAAGGCACUUUCAACCACAUGCCACAAUUGACAAUUUUAAAUUUAGAUAAGAACAGAUUGUCCAAUUGGAAUGGAGAUUGGUUUCUUUACACUCCGACGAUAUCAAAUUUAAGUUUCAAAUCUAAUCAGCUCAAGCACAUCCCGAAAGGUGCGUUUAGGAACUUAAAAGGAUUCCACAUUAUUGCCGGAAGAAACAUCACAACGAACAUCAACUUCGAUGAUAAUUUAAUAGAAACAAUAGAUCCUAAUGCAUUGGAAGGAUUAAACGUGCUCGGUUGGCUAUUUCUAAGCAAAAAUAAGAUUCGAGAGUUGGACGAGAACUUGCUGGAUCCACUGGAGAAUAUUGAUUGGCUUAAAUUGAGCUUUAAUCAGUUAUCGUGCGUUCCGGAUAAAAUUAUCGAGAAGAUACCAACUGUGACGCGAUACAUUGACGGCAAUCCUUUGAGUGAUUACUGCAGAGCGAAAAUAUUUCGAUGAUCUUAACUGAAGCGGAACAUACAAACAAUAAACUUAAUUUAUAUCGUAGUUUAAAAUGAUCAUUAACAAUUUUAUUUAUACAUAGCAUAAAAUAUUUAAUAUUAUUUUUAUAUAUAUAUUUUUCUGUUCGGAAAUUAUGGUGAAGGUGAGAUUGCUUGCUUUUUGGUAUUUACAUUAACUGAUCAACAACAUAACUAGAACACGUUUAUUAAUUAUGUAUAUGUUUUUUUUUGCA
Nicrophorus vespilloides is the source of this 1402-nucleotide messenger RNA. RefSeq names its product chondroadherin-like. The transcript has a single exon. Gene Ontology annotation, molecular function: protein binding. The record is from RefSeq and is a predicted model, not a curated record. Lineage: Eukaryota; Metazoa; Arthropoda; Insecta; Coleoptera; Silphidae. Bases 253 to 1167 code for a protein of 304 amino acids.